Messenger RNA from Macadamia integrifolia, 1208 nucleotides. RefSeq names its product GATA transcription factor 16-like. The coding region runs from base 534 to 986 and encodes 150 amino acids. The transcript has 3 exons. The record is from RefSeq and is a predicted model, not a curated record. Gene Ontology annotation, biological process: regulation of DNA-templated transcription. Gene Ontology annotation, molecular function: zinc ion binding; sequence-specific DNA binding. Lineage: Eukaryota; Viridiplantae; Streptophyta; Magnoliopsida; Proteales; Proteaceae.
UGUGUCGGUUCCGUUUUUAUCAUUCUCUCACUAUCUCUCUCUCGCCUUCUGAUCUCGGCAUGUCGGUUCCUUAUUAGUUAGCCAAAUUCCUUAUUCACUUCACUGCCUCUCGUCUACUAAGCCAAACAAGCCAAUAGCCAAAACUUAGGGAUCAAGUUCAAACGCCUAUCCUCUCUCUCUCUCUCUCUCUCUCUCUCUUUCUCAAAAGAUCUGAUCUGCUUCUCUCUUUCUUUUUGCUACUGUUGUUGAUUUGAUUUCAGUAAACUUCGCUGGCUUUGUUUCAGAUCUCUUCCUUAAAUUCAGUAUUUCCAUCAACUGGAAUUCUGAUCGAUCCUCAUCUCAUGCACUCUCUUGGUGUCACAGUUUAUCCUAUUAAGCUCCGUGUCUCAUCUUCUCGAUAGUUCUACUCAAAUGAUUAGGGUUUUCAAAUUUAGAGAAGGCAUUUCUGUAGUUUAGAGAGCCCACUUAGUUUCAUCUGUUCAAUCCAGCUUUCUAGGUUUUAUUUUAGGUUUUUGGGUGAGGUGGCGGAGAUAAUGGAUCUGAGUGAGAAAAUAUGUGGAACAGAGACAGAGUAUGAGGAGAUGAAUAUCAAAUGUACAGAAGCGGUUUCAUCAGAAGAGGGCCAGGUGAACGAUCCAAAGAAGAGCUGUACUGACUGUGGGACUACGAAAACCCCCUUGUGGAGAGGCGGUCCAGCUGGGCCUAAGUCACUCUGUAAUGCUUGCGGGAUCAGAUACAGAAAGAAAAGGAGGGCUCUCCUUGGGCUGAACAAAGGAGGAGUUGGAGGACAAAGGAAGGUGAAGAAAGAGGAGAAAAAUAUCCCAAACAAGAAGCAGCUCGGCGUAUCUCUAAAGCUGAGAUUGGUAGAUUUAGGGAGGGAAGUCUUUCUAGAAAGAUCAACCAUGAAGAAACAGAGGAAGCUGGGAGAGGAAGAGCAGGCGGCCGUGCUACUGAUGGCUCUAUCUUGCGGCUCUGUUUAUGCCUAAACAGUAAACAGCCCAUGAGAUUUUUCCUCUUUUUUUUUUUUUUUUUUUUUUCUUGUUUUCUUUUGGGGUGUUUUCGGGGCAUUAGAGAGAGAAGAAAUUGGCAAUAUUUUUCUUUUUUUCGCUAAAAAGGGUCAAAUACUGUACUGUACUAUUACUUUUCUGCGUAAAUAUAUCCAUAAAUUUUCCAUUUAUUAAUUUGAAUAAUGGCUUGAGUUCCUGCCA